This is a messenger RNA of Fusarium redolens, 674 nucleotides long. RefSeq lists its product as uncharacterized. Gene Ontology annotation, cellular component: mitochondrion. The transcript has 4 exons. The record is from RefSeq and is a predicted model, not a curated record. NCBI's taxonomy places the organism in Eukaryota, Fungi, Ascomycota, Sordariomycetes, Hypocreales, Nectriaceae. The coding region runs from base 73 to 591 and encodes 172 amino acids.
GCUAAAGCUUCAACGAGCAUCACAUCACGUCACAGAGCAAUUGGUCGCCGACGACACUGUCACUCGGCCGAGAUGCUCCCUCAACGAAUUGUGCGGGCCUCGGCCCUGCGCAGCAGCAUGACAGCUGCUCGACGACUUCCUACGAUCCAACGCCGAACUUUCCUCCCCGAUCAGUAUACCGACAAGAAGGUCAUUGAUCAGAAGUACCCCGAGCCUCCCAGCAUGACCGAGGCCGAGGACCCCGGAAUGAACGGCGGCUACAUCAACCCUCCCCGAAUCAAGCGACAGUUCCGUGACCCUCAUGCGAACUGGUGGGAUCCUCAGGAGCGACGAAACUUCGGUGAACCUAUUCACGAAGAUAACGAUGUUCUUGGAAUCUUUUCUCCCUGGGAGUACACCUGGACUACCGCUGGUCCUGGUGCUAUUAUGGUUGGAACCUUUAUCGCCGUCUUCAUGAGCGUUACCGGAAUCGUCUACCUCAACUACCCCGAUCGUCCUGCUUAUCCCCGAGCGUUUGAGGGUGGUUUGGAACGAGAGCUUGGUGGUCCCGGAGCUACGAGGGCUCGCAUGGAGGGUGAUGAGGAUCCUUGAGUAAAAUGCUCAAUUGUACAUAAGAAAUAAUGGAUCAAUGGAUUAAGUUCAAUGGAUGUUUAGGACUGUGUACCAAUGCAAUU